Messenger RNA from Pseudoliparis swirei, 1255 nucleotides. RefSeq names its product G-protein coupled receptor 55-like. Gene Ontology annotation, biological process: phospholipase C-activating G protein-coupled receptor signaling pathway; positive regulation of Rho protein signal transduction. Gene Ontology annotation, molecular function: G protein-coupled receptor activity. The transcript has 3 exons. Lineage: Eukaryota; Metazoa; Chordata; Actinopteri; Perciformes; Liparidae. The record is from RefSeq and is a predicted model, not a curated record. Gene Ontology annotation, cellular component: membrane. Bases 1 to 879 code for a protein of 292 amino acids.
AUGACGAGCAACUGUUCGCUGGAAGCGGUGGACCACCUGAUGAGGUAUCUGGAGCUGGCCAUCUACAUCCCCAUCUUCCUCUUUGGGUUGGUCCUGAAUGCCGCGGCGCUCUUGGUGUUCUGCGUCUUCCUGCGGAAAUGGACCGAGUCAACGAUCUACAUGACCAGCUUGGCUCUGAUGGACAUGCUCCUCCUCUUCCCUCUUCCCUUCAAAAUUUACGCCGCCAACUACCUCUGGCCCGCCUACCUCCAACCCCUCUGCUCGGUGCUGGAGAGCCUGUAUUUCUGCGGGAUAUAUGGCAGCAUCUACACCAUCAUGUGCAUCGCUGUGGACCGGUGGGGGGCCAUCUGCCACCCGUUCAAAGCCAAGCAACUGCGUUCGCCCAAAGUGGCCCUGGGGACCUGCAUCGGGGUCUGGGUGCUGGUGCUGGCGGCGGUCUGUUGGACCACCUCUCGCUUGAGGGAGGUCAAGCAGACGGACUUCCACUGCUUCCACCGCUUUUCGGAGAAAGGAUGGAGCCCUCCGAUCAUCAUCUGCCUGCUGGUGUUCGGGUUCCUGGGGCCCGCGUUGGUGGUGGUCUACUGUUCGGCCUGGACCAUCUGGGCUCUUCGGCAGUCCGGCCAGCGCAGCGCCCAGAGCCGGGCCUGCGUGAAGAUCAUCUUCAGCAGUCUGAGUGCCUUCCUGCUUCCGUUCACGCCGAGCCACCUGGGCAUCCUGCUGCAGUUCCUGGUGCGUCAAGGGAUGAUUGAAGACUGCGGCAGCAAGACCAGGAUCAGCCUGUUUGUCCAGACGGCGAUGUGCCUCUCCAACAUCACCUGCUGCCUGGACGCCCUGUGCUACUACUUCAUCGCCCACGAGUGUGUUCAGCAGGACAUUUAAUUGGUGUGAGCAUCAGAGCUGAAGCCGAGAGGGAAGUUACCCGUCAGCACGCCACGCCGCGAUGUGGAACAGACCUGGUGGUAACAGUGGAGUCACGGUUAGGGGAUGUUGUGUGUAUUAAUACAGUUUUUAUUGUCCAAAACUUUUUUAUUUCACAAGACUUUCAUGUUUUGGUUUAGUUCAUCACUAGAGUCUCGAUACAUGUGCACUCGUCUCCUGUUGACUUUCUUUGUCCUGCGUCUGCGCUCCAGUCGGUGCUGUUUCCUUUUAAUGUCUGUUUCUGUGAAAUGUGUCUCUAUGAAGGACCUUCUUGAUAUGGUAUUUUUCUGUUCUCCAGUGAAAGUGGUCUGCAAAAUAAAGUAAGACAACAACUUAA